CUGGUCAUCCUACUGAGCCCGCAAUCCAAGCAACAUGAAGAUGGCGGAAAAAAUACUAACAAACAUACCUCAAGGUUUUAACGCAGCUGUGGAAAAAAUCAAAAUUAUUCCUCAGGAUAUUUUUGCUGAGAUAUGUCAAGAUGUUGCUGAUUUUCUACAGUACAAACUUAGUGUGAUAGACACUGAACAACACCAAAAGAGGCUGAACCAGGCUGGUAUUGAUUGUGAUGCAAAAUUGGUUUCUAAUGUCAUCACCUACAUUUUCAGAUCAUCAGCUAAAGCCAAGGCAACACCCAACCAAUUAAUUGAAGAAUUGAGUGCCGCUAUGAUUUGGGAAGAGUCUUCACUUGCUGUUAUUAAACACAUUUGGAAUGAACAGGGGAACUUUUUGUGUAGUCCAGAUCUUGUGAAAACUUUAAAUGUUGGACAGUUGGUAGAUAUGAGGUGGAAGCUAAGCAUUGGGAUGAGCUCCAGCAUCUGUCGCAAUCUAAAUGCUCCAUAUAUCACUCUUUUGAUUACUGUUUCUGAUUCCUCUGGAAAUCUUAAGUCCAAAUCCUGUGAAUUAACAGUCAGUGAAUUCAAGAAAUUUUCUAGCCUGAUGAGAGAAAUGUCUUCAAUGCUUGAAACUGUUUAGAGACUGUACUCAACAGUGUGAUUCAAAAUCAUUCACUCGUUACCAUUCACUGGGUCUUUUAAUAUGCUACCAUAUGUAUAAUAAUGAUGAUCAAAAUAUAUAUAGAUUUGAAUUAAAUUUAUUGCAAAUUUUUAGUAAACAUAUUGAUUAAAA
Molecule: messenger RNA, 787 nt
Organism: Actinia tenebrosa (Australian red waratah sea anemone)
Lineage: Eukaryota; Metazoa; Cnidaria; Anthozoa; Actiniaria; Actiniidae
Product: COMM domain-containing protein 6
Molecular function (GO): NF-kappaB binding
Source: RefSeq, a predicted model, not a curated record